This is a messenger RNA of Achroia grisella, 496 nucleotides long. RefSeq names its product zinc finger HIT domain-containing protein 1. The transcript has 2 exons. Bases 1 to 462 code for a protein of 153 amino acids. The record is from RefSeq and is a predicted model, not a curated record. NCBI's taxonomy places the organism in Eukaryota, Metazoa, Arthropoda, Insecta, Lepidoptera, Pyralidae. Gene Ontology annotation, molecular function: nucleosome binding. Gene Ontology annotation, biological process: chromatin remodeling. Gene Ontology annotation, cellular component: Swr1 complex.
AUGGCGGCACGAGAAUCAGGAAGAGUAAAGGAAGCUGAAAAGAGAAGAACAUUAGAUGAUGCAGCGAGAAAACGCCGAGCUCGAAAAGCUGUAGAAGCUCUAGAACAAGACAAUUUUCAUGAUGACCCUCAUGCAGACCUAGUUAUGUCGAAAAAGAUACCCAAGUUUGCAGAUUCCAAUGAGAAACCAAUUAGAAAGAAGAAAACAAAAAGUGCAGAAUAUUAUAAAAUGAGAUUCAGAAAGACAUUUGCUCAGCUUGUGGAGGAAGAUGCUAGUUUCAGACCAGACCCACCUAACUAUUUGUCAGCACAAGUACCUCCCUCAAAUUUUCCUGAUCGACAUUUCUGUGCGGUCUGUGGAUUUCCUUCAAAUUACACGUGCAUACCAUGCGGAGCAAGAUACUGCAGCGUUCGGUGCCUAGGCACCCAUCUAGAUACCCGGUGUAUGAAAUGGACAGCGUAAAUAAUUACAAUAAGGAUAAUUAAACAAAGAUACU